CGCCGCCAUUCCUCUCAUAAUGUCUCAUAAACAGAUCUAUUAUUCGGAUAAAUACUUCGACGAGAACUACGAAUACCGGCAUGUGAUGCUGCCAAGAGAGCUCUCAAAGCAAGUACCAAAAACACAUCUAAUGACUGAAGAAGAAUGGAGAAGGCUUGGUGUUCAGCAGAGUCUUGGCUGGGUCCACUAUAUGAUUCAUGAACCAGAACCACAUAUCCUUCUUUUUAGAAGACCACUUCCAAAAGGCCAACAAAAAUAACUUCUCUAAAUUUCUGAAAUUUUAUGUACAAAUGUAUAUAUGUUGGUAGUAUUCAGUGAAUACUUGAGAAAAAUGUACAAAUAAGUCAUUACCUGUGCAUGAG
Molecule: messenger RNA, 362 nt
Organism: Thamnophis sirtalis
Lineage: Eukaryota; Metazoa; Chordata; Lepidosauria; Squamata; Natricidae
Gene: CKS2
Product: CDC28 protein kinase regulatory subunit 2
Molecular function (GO): cyclin-dependent protein serine/threonine kinase regulator activity
Source: RefSeq, a predicted model, not a curated record